Adineta ricciae is the source of this 1626-nucleotide messenger RNA. The record is from the annotation of a GenBank genome assembly. NCBI's taxonomy places the organism in Eukaryota, Metazoa, Rotifera, Eurotatoria, Adinetida, Adinetidae.
AUGAUUUCAACGAAUGAUACUUAUCAGCAUUAUCCUGUGAUCAAACAAUCGAAAGUACGGAAAUUGUCUACAUAUGCAUCGUCCAUUAGUAGCAGUGGAAGCGCAAGUUCAGUGAGCAAUUCUCCGAAUAGUAGCAAACAGAAACUUUUCUAUCCGAACGGUGAUAACGAUGAAGGCUAUGCAAGUUUUACCACGACAAGCACACUCUUAGGCAGUAAUAAUAGUUCCACACUACAUCGAGAUGAUAGUUCGUAUUAUACAUUCGGUUCGGAACGUUUUUUGUCGAAGAAGACGCCUUCGGUCUCUCGAGUUCUGGCUGAAAGUGGAUCGGAUAAGUCGCAAGUGUCUGACGACGAUGAACUAGAAGGAUUACUCGAUUGGUCUUCGUUGAAUCAACAAGUUCAAGCAUUGGUUUCGCGUUUUGAUAAAUGGCUACAUGAACCAUUGCCUGAUCGUAGUAUCCCGAUUAAAAAGUCUCGUGUUGAACAUGCAUAUCCAGUUUUACAACGACGAACAUCAUCAAUUCCGUUAGCAAUUAAUUUAGCUACCGAUAAUACGAAUAAAAUACCAAAUCAGUCGAAUUAUGUUGUUAAUUUUGUACAGAAUAAUUACAUUCCCAAACAAAAAACGGGAAAAAACAUUCGAUCGCGUGUGAAUUUCAACUUUCCAACUGAAAAGCUUCAACAUUGUACAACUUGUUCAAGACUCAUCCAAUUAACCUCUGCAAUUCAUACACAACGACUUUCAAUCACAUGUCCCUAUUGUGAACAAAUCUAUUGUAGUAAAACAUGUCAACAGUCAGAUUGGCCUAUACACAAACGUCAAUGUCCGCUAGCAAAUUCUUAUUCAUGUUGCGGACAUAUAUUACAUUUAAUGAAAAGUAACACGUGUGUAGUGAAACGUUUGAGCACAUUGGCAUCAAGUGGAUAUUUGUCAUCGGGACGCGGUGCAACAUUACUCUAUUUUGAUAAUAUGAAAGAAGCUGAUCUUUACAUCCAAUCGGGCACUAUUGAAAAUACGCGUUUAAUGGCUGUUUAUUGGGCGUUGACUGACCCGACAACAAUAUCUGCAAUCGAAAACCUUCGUCCAACGGAUUAUGAGCGUUUGAAAGCACUUUGCGUAAAAUAUGAUCCUAGUACAGAAUUCGUUUGUCAUGUGACCAUACGAGUCGAUGAUACAAAAAAUAUUCCACCCAACACAUGUGUAAGUCAAACAAUGGUUUUUAAACUAUUAGAAAAUUCUUCGAGUUCUCAAGCCGAUCCGUCGUCAUCCUCAGGCACUUAUCCAACCUUGUACUUAACAUCCUUAAAUUACGAUCAAGCGGCAGUUUCUGAUCGUCAUCAUAUGCGACAAGUAUUCUUUGCUAAAUUACAAGUUGAAUUACGCGAACGUGGAAUCGAAAUCGAACAACACUAUCCUGAAUUAUAUCAUAAACUAUGUGAUUAUAUUUCAACUAAAUCCGACCAAGAAUACGCGUUACCAUUUACACCGAUAUGUUUAUUUAUGCGACAUAGAUACUCUCAACAAUUGUUCAUGUGCGUGAUCACACCUGAAUCAGAACCUGAUCGUUCGUGGCUGCUCGAUCGUUGUUUAGUGGAGAAACCAUUAACUCAUUUUUCUAGCUAA